Messenger RNA from Pungitius pungitius (ninespine stickleback), 3518 nucleotides. It is a transcript of the gene trip6, whose product is annotated as thyroid hormone receptor interactor 6. Gene Ontology annotation, biological process: positive regulation of non-canonical NF-kappaB signal transduction; signal transduction. Gene Ontology annotation, cellular component: cytoplasm; focal adhesion; stress fiber. The transcript has 11 exons. Bases 122 to 1867 code for a protein of 581 amino acids. The record is from RefSeq and is a predicted model, not a curated record. NCBI's taxonomy places the organism in Eukaryota, Metazoa, Chordata, Actinopteri, Perciformes, Gasterosteidae.
CGGGAAUGCGCUGAGGAGCCGCCGCCGCCGCUGCUGCUGCUGAAGGCCUCGCGACCCGUCACGAAAUGCGACUGAAGGGAAGAGGAGAGCCGCUGUAGAGGAACCGUGAAAGAAGCCUGCCAUGUCCGGUCCCACCUGGCUUCCACCGAGGACUCUGGAUAGCCCCGAGCGAGCCGCCCCCCAGAUGUCUCACUCUGCAGGGUCAGCGAUCUACCGAGCCCCCAACAAGAAAGGGACGCCCGACUUCCGGCCAAAAUAUGGCCCCUAUGACCAGAACGGAGGAGGAGGAGCAGGUGGGGGUGGAGGAGGUGGGGGUGGGAUGGCCAACAGGUACAUGGCUACCGGACCCACGGGUGGGCCCAUUCAUCACUCGUCUAGCGACCACUAUUACCCCCCUCCCCACGGCCCCAAAGAAGACCGCACCUGGAGCCCUCACAUGGACAGUUACGAGCUGAUGCACCGGGGCCCCGAAAAGCCAGCGAGCUACCACUCGAAAAUCGACGCGGACAUCGACUCCCUCACCAGCAUGCUGGCCGACCUGGACAGCCGCCCGCAGGACCCCAGCGCACAACUGUACGACAACGUGCCUUACAACCAGUACCUCUCGGGGGACCACUACAAGCCGGCGCACCAGGGCGCGGGCCCUCCCCAGGGUCGGCCGUCUAUGGGCUACUCGCCUCACCCCCAGGGCCAGUACCACCCGGCCCCCCGCUACCCCGGCGAGCACCAGCCCCCUCAGUACUCCGCCUCCCACCAGCCGGACUACUACUCCUCCUCCUCCUCCUCCCCCUCCUCCUCCUCGAACCCCAAGCCCUACCCUCAGCCCGUCCCGGCCUCCUACACCACGGCCUCCACGCCCACCGGGCCCCGGUUCAGCGUCCAGGUGAAGACGGCGCAGCCCGUCACCUACUCGCAGACGGGGAGGCAGGCCGAGCAGGCCUACACGCCGCCCCCACCCCGCCAGCACGUGCCGCGGCCCCCUCCCCAGACGAGUCCGCAGGGCUGGUACCCGCCCCACCCCGGCUCGCAGGCUCAGGAGAUGCACUCUGAGGCGGCGUACAAGGGAGGCGGCUCGGGGCCGGGGGGGAGACUCGUGCAGGUCCCGCAGUCCAAGAGGGGGGUGGAAGGUCACCAGACGGGGCCCAGUCCGGCCUAUCAGCCCAGCAAGCAGGGGAUCGCGAGCACCAGGCCCGAAGAAGAGCUGGAUCGACUUACCAAGAAGUUGGUAUACGAUAUGAACCACCCCCCCGUCGAGGACUAUUUCGGCCGCUGUUCCCGGUGCGGCGACAACGUGGUCGGCGACGGCAGCGGCUGCAUCGCCAUGGAGCAGGUGUUCCACGUGGAAUGCUUCACUUGCAUCACCUGCCACGCGCGUCUCCGGGGGCAACCCUUCUACGCCCUCGACAAGAAGAGCUACUGCGAGAGCUGCUACAUUGGUACGUUAGAGCGCUGUUCAAAGUGCUCCAAGCCCAUCCUGGACCGUAUCCUGCGGGCCAUGGGGAAGGCCUACCACCCUCGCUGUUUCACCUGCGUGGUUUGCAACUGCUGCCUGGACGGCGUGCCCUUCACCGUGGACGCCACCUCUCAGAUACACUGCAUCGACGACUUCCACAGGAAGUACGCGCCUCGCUGCUCGGUGUGCGGCGAGCCCAUCAUGCCGGAGCAGGGCCAGGAGGAGACGGUGCGGAUCGUGGCCCUGGACCGCAGCUUUCACGUCAACUGUUACAUCUGUGAGGAAUGCGGCCUCCUGCUGUCCUCGGAGGGCGAGGGUCGAGGCUGCUACCCGCUGGACGGCCACAUCUUGUGCAAGAACUGCAGCGCCUGCCGCAUCCAGGACCUCUCGGCCAAGAUCUCCACCGACUGCUAACGCUCCGCUCGCCACCCGAGGGCGGGACGUGGCCCCCCCCCGCCUUGACCCGCCAGGUGCUCUUCUUUUUUCGUUUUAUUCUUUCCUUUUUAAUUCUUUUGCUGCCCCCAUGGCUACGACAUAAACUCCGCUACAGCGCCCUCUGUUGGUCUCCGGCUGUGUUUCUGCUUGCGGAGGAACGUUUCCUGCGUCUCCUCCACCUUUUUUCAUUCAGACGUCCUUCCACGUUUGUUAGUUCAGUAUUAAGUAUGACGCGUGACGCGUGGCCCGACCUGCAGGCAGCUCGGGCUCCACUUCACAUUUUGUCGGUACUGCUCAACUUUUAGCGCGCACGUUACAGACUUGGUUCCAAUUAUUUUUCUUUUUUUUUUUUCCAGAGCAGCAGCUUAAAGGAUGAUAACGCUCGUCUAAACUGUCUUAACUAUGGAACCCGGAGAUUUGUCGAACGUCGGUUUCCAAACUGCCUCAAAACGAGCAUAUUAAAAGCACAUCAUACAACAACUGUGACUGUACACAACCGGCUGGUUUGGUUCGACAACGAAACGGGCCCCAACCGUACUGUUCUGGAAGAGAUGUUGCCUUUGGUGCGGUGACUCUUUUCGUAGCCUCAUAGCGUGAGAAAUGUAGAAGACAAGGAUUGUGUUGUUAACCCUACAAACUAGCUGGUUUUUUUUUUGCUGUUUUUCCUCAGCUUUUAUUAAAUCCCGUUAUAGAACAAAUCUCUCAUUCUUAACGAAUACAAAUAAAUGAUCACCCACGAUAACACUUUUGAAUGUUUCUGAAACAUGUUCUUUUGCUUGAUGCUUGACUGUUACAUUGAAGAUGAUGGUGCAAUGAAGUCAAAUGCAAUUUUAGUUUAUUUUUGAUGUGGAUGUUUGUGUGAAGACGUGCGUCGCACCGAGGAAACGUGGAGCUUCGCCUCUUUUCAGUUAAAGUCGUAUUUUGGUAAAUGGAUUCACUUUACAAAUGUCAAAAAAAAUAAUUGUGGAUAUAGAUGAGAUGUAUUUUUUUUUGUUGCCACAAACACACUUGAUGGUGAUUUUUGGAACACAACUCUUCACUUGCGCGUUAGAUUUGUUUUGUCGGGCUCACCCUUGCACUCGUGUGGGCCGAGUCGUUGUCCCGUCACAAUUUGGACCUUCUGUAUUUGUUAAGGUUGUGUUGUUGUGUCUUUUUCCGUCCUCGUGUUGAAUUUGUAAAGGUUUGGAACUUUUAAGAGCCUUGAAUUCAGCUUUUUUUUGUUGUUUUUUUGGAUGAUGCUUAAACAGCUUUAUUUAUUUACCUGCGUUUAUCAUCACAGGCAUCAUUUCGUUCAUGCAACAGUGUCACUGUGAUUGUUGUGACACAUUUGGCAUUUCGGUCAAUGCCAAAUGUGUCACGCAUCAAAUCACAUGUUUUCUUUCUACUCGAUCACGUGUCAUCUUUGCUGUGUGUUUGGUUUGAAAUGCUGUGGAUUGGAGCUUUAGAUCAAAGCCUGCAGCUGACUCGUGUCCACCGAUGACUUCACGCGGAGGAGAAGGGCCAUUUUUUUUUUUACCGAUAAACAUCUUGUUAAAUUACAAAUUGCAGUUACAUUAGCCUUGAACAUGGGUACAUUUGUCUUCCUAAUACAGGUUGUAGUAACAUACUUAUUAAAAUGUCAUCAAUUCAA